This is a messenger RNA of Anopheles nili, 2100 nucleotides long. Its product is annotated as gastrula zinc finger protein xFG20-1-like. The transcript has 2 exons. Lineage: Eukaryota; Metazoa; Arthropoda; Insecta; Diptera; Culicidae. Gene Ontology annotation, molecular function: DNA-binding transcription factor activity; RNA polymerase II cis-regulatory region sequence-specific DNA binding. The coding region runs from base 1 to 2100 and encodes 699 amino acids. Gene Ontology annotation, biological process: regulation of transcription by RNA polymerase II. The record is from RefSeq and is a predicted model, not a curated record.
AUGUGUCCCAAGGAUAAAAUGCAGUUAGACGCGAGGCGGUGCAAAUGUUGCGGCGAAUGCACAAACGACUUGCGAACCAUCAAUCAGUGCGUAACCGUUGCCGGAAAGAAUAUUGCCAUUUGGAAAAUGAUGGAAAUUUUCCAGCUCCCAGAGGACUUUAGUGUGGCUCAGGAUGAAGACAUAUGUGCAAAAUGUUUGGAGAAGCUUAUAUGUUGUUAUCACUUCUACGAUAUUUUCGUUGCUGCUAUGGUCCAAAUGAAGGAGACCACCGACAAUUCCAUCCCUGUACAGGUUACUGUCUGUCACUGCAGCUUCUGCGAAAUGUCGUUCACAACCAAGCAGGAAUACGAGAAGCACCUAAAAUUGCAACAUCCCUCCAGCUCAACGUACCUGUUCUGUGUGCCAUGCCAGCGGUCGUUUAAAACCACUCGCGGGUUAUUGCAGCAUAAUGCAAUGUACCAUGAGUCGAAGGAAACAUACACGUGCCACAUUUGCAAUCGGUUGUUUAUCACCCAGACCAACUAUCAAAAUCACAUGCGCUAUCAUCAGGACUAUGUUUGCAGCUUUUGCAAUGGUGGAUGGAAUGGAGAACCGAAACUGCUCGAUCACGUGCGUACCGUUCACGCAGAUAGGCAAUUUGUUUGUCGAUUCUGCGACAAAACGGAGCGACUGAAGAAAUGUCUCAACAGACACCUCCGCUCAGUGCACCGCCAGAUGGCUAAUCCGUAUUUUUGUGGCCACUGCGGGAAGGACAGCUCAUCUUUCGAAAGCUACGAGUUGCUUAAAGAUCACUUGCAAGGGCAACACGCCGAGGACGAGAAUAGCACUCCGGAGAAAGAUUCAUACGAGACGUUGCUGAACGAUUCUCUGUUCGCGAAAGAGCUAGUACCGCUGGAGUUUCAUGAAGCGGAUGGAAUCGAUAAAGAGCAGGAUCUGUUCCUUCAAAAUUUUCAUCUCAUCCGUAGCAUCCAUGAAAAACACGGAACAUCCACGCCACACACGGAACAGCGUAUCGAUCGUAGGAUGGUGCUGGAGGACUUUCUUGAUGAGGCAUUCGAAAAUGAUGAAAUAUGGAAAAAGUACAUCGAAAUUGGAGAGGAAUACUUGAUAGACGAUUACGAUUUCUGCCUUAAGGGAAUUGUGGGAAAUUCGCAACAAGAACCGUACAAAUAUCGAUGCCCUAACUGCCAACAAGGCUUUCAAAAGCAGCUUCAUUUGACCGUGCACCUUGCGGAGAGCCACAACGUAGCCAGUUUGGUGUGCAAUGAUUGUGGUGCUAGCUUUACACACGUCCAAAAUUAUCGCACCCACCGAAAGGAACACAUGAAAGAGAAUGUGCGCUUCCGCGAGAAUAACAUUCCCGAAGUGGAGGAGGCGCUAUCGCUUGUUCAAAGCACCCCACUGGGCUACACGAUCCGCGAGGAGGAAAAUGGGUAUCGAUUUACUUGCUGCUAUUGCGAUCGAAGCUUCCAACGAAAGCACAACCUCGAAAAGCAUAAAUGUCGGUCGAACAAACGCCAUGGACCAACUGGGGCCGGAAUCGAUGGCGAAACGUCCCAGAUCCAGUGUGCACACUGCCAGUUCCGAACGUUUUCGGCCGAGGAGUUAGACAAACACCAGCGAUCGCACCAGUCGGAAGUAUCGCCAGUGGAUGAGCAGGAAACCAUCUACUGUCUGCUGUGCGAUCGUCGAUUCAGCACCACCAACGGACUGAAGUAUCAUCUGAAGCGCCAUACCGGGAUCAAAGCGUUCACGUGUCUGUACUGUGGAAAAAAAUUUACCGCCAACUCGAAUCUGAACGCACAUAUCAGGAACGUGCACAGCGAGCGGAAAGAUUACCAGUGCGCCGAAUGUACCCAGUCGUUUACGACAAAAGAUCACCUCAACAAACACCAACGAUCACAGCACCGACAGGAGCGACCAUUCGCAUGCGGUGAAUGCGAAAAAAGCUACAUUCAGCGAUCGCAUUUGAACGAACACGUGGCCGCGUGCCAUCGGCAGGAUCGGUACCUCUGUAACACCUGCAAUGUUUCGUACGGUUGCAGAAGCUCCUUGAAACGUCAUCACCAGCAGAAACACGGCGCAUCCAGCAUGGCUUGA